GAGAGAAAACAGGGAAGAAGAAACCCAAGCAUGAUGUGUGCAGGAGAGAACUCAGGCAUUUUAGUGCUGCCUGAACCUGUCAGGUAGUACAGGGGGUGGUGGGAGGUCAGCCAGCCCAUCACACAGGAUCUUUAAUUCAUUCUCAUAUGGAACAAAGGUUAGUUUAUGAAGAAAUGAUGUAAUCAGAUUUGCCUUUAAGAUGCCUCACCUGAGGACUGUGGGGAAAAGCGUGGAAAGAACAAGAAAUAAGAUACAUGAUCACAAUGGAGGGAUAUGUGAAAGGGGAGCUCCAGGUCACCAUCACACAAUGAAGACUUCCAGGCGCUUAGACUCAAAACAUCUAGACAGUUCAGAAGUUGAGAGUAUCUUUCAGAGACCGGGUGAAAUGAGAGGACCCAGCUUCUCUGGAAUCUUCCCACCUGUCCAAGGGUCUAAGCACCUCUGGAAGUGAGGUUAACAGGGUAGAACCUGAAGACCUUUUGCAGCAACAGUGGAGAGGGGCAAACCAACACCCCAGGAACAUGAGCCUCAAAUCCCCAAUGUCUGCUGUCCCAUUUGAGAGCAAAGGAAGCCAUAUUAUGGCUAGAAAUGGAGGCUGUUUUCUAGUCCGGCACACCCCUCAUCCCAGGAGAGUCUGCCACAUAAAAGGUUUGAAUAACAUUCCCAUCUGUACUGUGAAUGAUGAUGAGAAUGCACUGGGAACAUUGUGGGGUGUUGGCCAGUUCAACCACUUAGAGAAGGAUGAGACACCAUUUGCCAAAUGCAGUUACCCACCCAGCACUGCAGCCCUGGAGAGCCCUGCCAGAGGAGUCUCACCAGCCCCAAACAAUGUCAAGGUGCCCCCACGGCCUCAUUCUGAGCCCUGUAGAAAAAUCAAGGAGUGCUUCAAAACUUCCAGUGAGAAUCCCUUAGCAAUUAAAAAGGAAGAAAUUAAGAUAAGAAAGCCACCAUCACCUCCCAAAGCAUGCUCUACUGCUGGCUCUUGUUCUUCAGAGGUGACAAGUACCAAGACUGACAUCAAAGACAACACUGUUUGCAUACCAAACUAUCUGGAUCAGGAAAUCAAAAUUCUGGCAAAGCUCUGUAACAUUUUACGGACGGAUUCCCUGGCAGAAGUUCUCCAGUGGCUGCUACAUGCAAGCUCAAAAGAAAAAGAGUGGAUCUCAGCUUUGAUUCAUGCUGAACUGGCUGAAAUAAACUUGUUGGCUCAACAAAGAAGCAUCUCAGCAGAACUAGCAGCAGAGACUAAGAAGCCACCCAAAGUUAAAUCUCCCCCACAUUCACCUGCAAAAUUGAAAGUGCUGACCAAAUCGAGGGAAGGACAUCAGCCAACCAGAGUGUCAAGUCAAGGAUCUGAAGGAAAUAAGGAAGUACCAAAAG
Messenger RNA from Nyctereutes procyonoides (raccoon dog), 1380 nucleotides. It is a transcript of the gene CUNH4orf17, whose product is annotated as chromosome unknown C4orf17 homolog. The record is from RefSeq and is a predicted model, not a curated record. Lineage: Eukaryota; Metazoa; Chordata; Mammalia; Carnivora; Canidae. The transcript is spliced from 10 exons. The annotation marks the transcript as partial.